CGGGAAAGCCGUCUCCAUCGGCAGGAGGAGGGACAUGGGCAGGGUGACUAAACUUCUUGUAAAAGGGGGUGGAGAAGGGAAAGGGAGGGACAAGAAGGGGGGGAAGCCUGCAUGUCAGGGCUGAGGAAAUGCUGUGGGAACUGCAGCCAGGCACUUUUUUUUAUCCUCCUUCUUCUUCUCUCUUCUCCCCUCGUGUAGCUGAGAGGAAGGAAAGGAAGAAAGAGAAGUAACCGGCUCAGAUGUGCCUCGCUCUGCUGCUGGGGCGCCGGGGCUUGGCUGGAAGGAUCUAGUUUCUCUUCUGUGGCAGGAAAAGGAGCCACAGGAGGAGGCAGAGACGGACACCCAGACAUGCCCGUCCCGGCAGGCCGCUGGCUCCUUCUCCUGUGCCUCGCUGCUGCUGGCAAGCAGCUGUCACUACAAAUUACUCCGCUGUGUGAAAGCGAACAACACUAUGAAUACUCUGGACGGUGCUGCACAAAGUGUGAGCCAGGAAAGUAUAUGUCUGCCAGAUGCACUGAGACUUCUGAUAGUGUGUGCACGCCAUGUGGCCCAAAUGAGUACAUGGAUGUCUGGAACGAAGAAGAUAAAUGCUUACUACAUAAAAUAUGUGAUCAAGGGAAAGCCUUGAGAGAAGUGAACCCAGGAAACAGCACUUUCCAGAGGCAGUGUGCUUGUACAGUGGGUUACCACUGGAAUGAAGACUGUGACUGCUGUCAGCGAAAUACCAUAUGUGCUCCAGGAUUUGGAGUCAAGCAUCCUGUGCAACAAGACCAGGACACAAUGUGUAUACCAUGUCCCAGAGGUUACUUCUCAAAGGUCGCUUCAUCUACUGACGAGUGUAAAUCCUGGACCAACUGUACAGCUCUAGGAAUGACAGAAGACAUGCCUGGGACUGAGAAGUCAGAUGUAGUUUGUGCAGAAUGGAAGGUGCCAGAGCCAUCAGAAGAUGGAGCAAACCAGAUCUUAUACGUGUUGAUUGUCGUCUCGUUUUUUGUGGCACUAAUUGGCAUUGUCAUCUUCAUUGUAUACUACAAAAAUAAGGGAAAAAAGCUGACAGCAGAUCUACAGAAUUGGGCUAGCGAAGUGUGCAGCCAAAUAAAAGGCACAAAGGAGACCCCCAGAGAUACAUCUGUUACCAUGAACAUCGUGAAUGUUGUUGUCCCCCAGACCUCGGAAGGCAUGUGCCUCCUGGAUCCCGCUGGCUCUCCUGCCCCUGGAAACGCAUGUUGCAUCAGUGGACAUUCUCCUUGCAGGAAGGGGAGCCCCAGCAUGGCACCGUGCGAGGUGGGAGGGAGCCUACAAGGGUUUUCUGUGGUAACUGAGACUGAUGAUGACCAUUUCCCACCAGUUCCCACAGAAGAUGAAUACAUGGAUAAGGAUCUCGGUACUGCUGAUUAUUUGUCCUUACCGAGCAGGACUGCCAGUAAAACCGUGUCAUCAUUUUCUGAACCGAUGGAGGCAGGGGAGAACGACAGUUUAAAUCAGUACUUUUCAGGGAUUGGGAGCACAGAGGACGUAUCAGUCUCUCAAGGCUUUCACCCUUUCACAGAUGGGGCACACACUGCCACGGACAAACUUCUUCAGAAAUCUUGCCAACAUGCCCACAGUUGCCCAAAGGAAAUUGGCAACAAAGACACAGAUCAUUGUGCAACAAACUCUAACUCAGAGAAGAUCUGCGUGAGGUGUGGCAUUUCGUACAGGGAAUCUCCCAGAAAGUGGAGCAAAUCCUGUUGUGCUGCAGCUGACAGUGACUCCACCUCCCCAGAAACUGGAUCCUAUGCACAGUGCACCUGUGGCUUGAAUUUUCUCUCUGCUGGUCAGAGCACGCUAGCAAAUGACCAUGGUAUGGAAGAUGCAUCUUCAGAUAGUACCAACAUGAAGUACCAGAACACAAGCAGAAGCACUUCAGGGACAAACAAAAGCACUUCAGGGACAAACAGCAGCACUUCAGACCUCCCUCCAGUAUCUGGAAACGUGACUGGAAACAGUAACUCCACCUUUAUCUCAAGCGGACAAGUAAUGAAUUUCAAGGGCGACAUCAUUGUUGUCUACCUUAGCCAGAACUCCCAGGAGGGCGCAGCGGCCUCGGGGCCAAGCGAGGAGAACGUGGGCAGCCCGGUGCAGGAGGAGAACCUCAGCCGCUGCGAGACGUUUGCCGGCAAUGCCCAGCACUACAAGGAGAAGUGUGCGGAGCUGCAGCAGGGAUCCUGCCCAUCCGCGGCGAGCGGGGGGCCACGGUGGCUUGCGGGUUCCCUGCCCCAGGAGCAGAGCCCAUCCUGCUGCAACCAGGCCUUGCGGCCAGUGCAGGAGGAGGGCAAGCUGGGACACUUCUCGGAGAAGGUGUUGAACUGAGGCCAACCGGCAAGGGGUGGUGGGGCUGCCAUGGGGCUGCUGAAAUCCCAGGUGUCACAACAGGUAUGGAGACUGUUGCUGCCCAUGGGGUAUCCCAGGAAGUCUUACAGCUGGAAAGGACGCUUGUGGCACAAGUGCCAGCACUGGUGCUCUUGCUGAGGAGGUUACUGGUAGGGACAGGCACACAUGUGAAGCAGGCACACUGCCCUCGUUGCAGAAGCAGCAGCAGGGCUUUCUCCUCUCCCUCACAAGGUGGUUGGCUCCCACUGGACCCCACUCCCUGGCACCUCUCUACAGCAAGCAGCAAAGGAGAAUUGAUCCUUGUAGCCCAGGGUGUGGUGAGGAGGAAAAUGUUGCUGGCCGGGCACGUGGGGUGCUCCCGGAAAAGGGAUAACAUGGUGGAGGAUGCACUGAAAGGGGCCCUGAGCUCUGCCAUGGGUGUUUCUUUUUGCAAGUAAGCUGCACCCAUUCUGCCGGGUCUUGGGCCUCCUCAAUGCCUCUGUGGUAGAAGGAAGUGGCAGCCACCUCUGCUGCUGAGCAUAGUGACACUGGCAACCUUUGCCUCCCUGCAGAGAUCAGGCAGGUGCUGUCAUCCCUUCCCAUCUUUCCCUGAGGAAGCAGAUGUUCCAGUCUCAAAACAGGGCCAGAGCCAAGAUCCUGGCCUGCCUCUUACUACCUUGUGUGUAAGCAUAGGUGUAAUGCUGCCCCACAAGCACUAUGACAGGCAGAACAGCUGGUAUGCCUUAGAAGCAUAUUAGAUAAAUCCUGAGCAAAGAUCAUUUAUAGUUUUGGAGCCUGAUUCACCUCUGCAUUGCACCUCACCAGAGGAAUCCACAUCCCUGAAGAUGAGAGUGACGAGUGCCUGGCAUGCUGCUGCAUGAAUAAUGUCACUGAAGUUUAAGACACAGAGCUGCUAGCAGGUGGAGGAAGGGUCUGUGAUAACCAGCUGUGGUCAUUUCCUGAGUGACAGGAGAGGGAAGGAUUACCUAGCGAUGGAGAGUUUGAUCAGGGUCAAACACACAUGCCUUCAUCUGCCCAAACAAUUCUGUCAUUCCCUCUGACAUUUUCAUUAGCAAGCAGAGCUCUACUUAGGUAGCAUGAAGUUAUUUCCAGAGCUCAGCCUGCCUGAGCUGAAAUCAGACUGUAGCCACUGUCACAAUGAGAGCUGAUAAGCAAUGGGGCCAAAGGUUCAGAUUUAAAGAAUAAUAGUAGUAGUAGUAGUUGGAAGGGAGUCUUAGCUACUCAACUGGCCUUGGUUCAGGUCCCGUAUCCUGCAGCCUCCUCCAGCAGCCACUGUGGGGAGAAAGGUGAAGGGAACAGAGUCUUAAGGAACUUCCAAGAGGAAAAGAUAGUAUUUUUAAUGAUUUCCUGACAAGGGGUAAUUCUCUGACAUUCUCCUGCACAAGUGAGCACUGCAGGAGGCUAUCUUCAGUUUGAGCCUUCCGGAGGGUCAGUGCUGUGUUUCUUGCCAGACAGUAAAGGGAUCUCUUACCUAGUGUGAUGAAAGAGGUCUCUGGUAGGGAGGGCUCCUCCCUGAGGAAGUUUUAAAGCUGAGGGGUUCACUGUGUAGCUGCUCUGUUUGCAAUAGUAUUUCUCUGCAGGUGAAGAACACCUGUAAAGCUGACAAGCUGACACUGUGUCAU
Molecule: messenger RNA, 3995 nt
Organism: Neopsephotus bourkii (Bourke's parrot)
Lineage: Eukaryota; Metazoa; Chordata; Aves; Psittaciformes; Psittacidae
Gene: TNFRSF11A
Product: TNF receptor superfamily member 11a
Exons: 10
Coding region: 349-2352 (667 amino acids)
Biological process (GO): positive regulation of bone resorption; ossification; response to interleukin-1
Cellular component (GO): external side of plasma membrane
Molecular function (GO): cytokine binding; tumor necrosis factor receptor activity
Source: RefSeq, a predicted model, not a curated record